AUGCCAUCCUCAAUCACCCUUACCGUCGCACACCUCCCAACCUCGACAUCAUUCUUUCUCUCGGCCCUCCAACCGCUCAACUAUGUCUUCCGAGGCCGACAAGACCAGACCGUCGGCUUUGGCCCGGCCGUCCCGGCGUCCGCACCGGCCGAUUUCUGGAUCACCCAGGAAAUCCCCGGCGUGCCCGCGGGCGCCGCCCACGUCGCGUUUCCCGCCGCAUCACGGGCCCAGGUCGAGGAAUUUUUCGUCGCUGCACUGAAAGCAGGUUCAAAAAUCCAUGGAGAACCCAGCCAGCGGGAUGCCAGUGGAUAUUUCUCGGCUGCGGUGAUUGAUUUUGAUGGGAAUAGUAUCGAGGCGGUCUAUAGGCCGGCGAGUACGACUACUGGGGAUAAUAACGAUGGCGGCAGAAGUGGAAGUGUUGUUAGUAGGAGGAGCAGCACCAAAGCUCCCCCUUCGACAAUUGUCUCUGUGACGAAAAGCAGAGCAUCAGCAGCAGCAGCAGCUUCCGGGUCGGCGGGGAAGGGGAGUGAUGGGAAAAGUGUACUCACUGUGGCCAACAAAGCCAAAGGUCCUGCUUCAACGGUGGUCUCUUCUGCUUCUCGUGCAAGAAGCAAAGCAGCAGCAGCAGCACCGCCUUCGGUGGCGUCUCAGGCACGCAGUGUGACUGCCCCUGCUACGGCUUUUUAUGACGGCCCAAUUGCAUUUGGCUUGCCGACAGAGGUACCAGGACCGACACAGAUGCAGAUGCAGAUGUCAUCAUUAGCUGAACCAGUGAACGUUGGAGGUGGUGGUGUUGGAGGUUCAGGUUCAGGAGGCGGAGGAGGAGAUGUAUUGAACGCCCUGAUCAACGAAGCACGCACCGCGGCCAGUGUCGCGAGAGAUCUGGUCAACAGUGUCAAACCGCAUCUCAACAAUCAAGAAUCUGCUGCUGGACUGGUGACGACAGACCAAGCUGCUGGUGGCGGUGGUGGAGCAGGGAACAACAACAGCAACAACAAUGGCAACGGAGCUGGCGAAGCGAUUGUCGGAACACUUCUCGGAGUUGCUGCCGGUGCCGCGUUACAUUACGCCUUUAGCAAUCGAUCUAAAGAAAACGGGGCCCUCCACCAUCAAGACCAGGGUCAGACUGGUCUUGAUGGUGGAGGGCUAGGGGGAUCUGCUCUACAACGUCCGUCUGUUAUAGGGCGCAACGUUACUGAUGCGACUCCGUUGCCUUUGCGGACUGAAUAUGCUUAUGAAUAUGCGGCUUCGAGCAAUGGCGAUGGGCGUGGCGUGUAUCCUUAUAAUAACCAGUACUAUUAUACUGGCGAAGAGGAGAGUCAGGGUCAUGCACCACAACGUCUGAUUACGAUGCAUGACAACACGUCGCAUCUCAGCCUGCCGGCUCCUGGGCCCGCUUCGCGAGCGGGCUCGAAGAACGUGAAGUCUGCAACUGGGUCUGCUGUCGGAUCUGAAGCGACUACCGUCCGACCUGUACCGGUACCAGUACAGGUACCGCAAUCACAUGCCAGUGCCUCGAAAGCAGCAUCGUCUUGGUCACAGUUGUCCGCCACAUCCAGCAAGAAGAGCAGCAGUACCAGCAACAUGAGCGUGAAAAUGAAGAUGGCUCCGCCCACGAGUUAUAGGGCCCCGACGGUCCUGACUGCGGCCGAGACAGGACUCCCAGGAGGAGGAGUGGCGGCGUCCGCUGCGGGAUCUCAUCCGUCUUGUUCGAGAUCUUCCCACUCCAGAUCAAGAUCGCGCGCCACAUCUGUCGGAGGGACGAAGCCGGGGUCGUCGACGAGACAUUCAUCGCAUGCGCGCUCUCGAUCACAGUCACAGUCUGGUAGCCACGCUUCGACUAUCAAGCCGGUUCCGAUGGCUGCGUCCACAACAAGUACCUCGAGAAGAAGUCGCCGCGACCAAUUCGAGGAUGACAGGAAGACAAUCGUUCAUGUCCCUGAGCAGACUACGAGUAGUCAUGUCGGCGAAAGUCAUCAUUCUACUACUAGCAAAGUAUCUCACCGUGAACCACACCAGUACCCUCUGCCGCCGUCGCGGGCCGCGACGUGGGCUGGAUCCGAUCACGGUGCGGCAAGUCGUGGUGGAGGGGGAGGAGGAGGAGGAGGAUAUGGUGGCAGUGGCAGUCUCAUGUCUUCGACGGGCCGUGUUUUGCCUGGCCACCCUGUCUCUGCGCCACGGACCAUUAUUGGGAAACUGAAUCCUUUGCACCGUAACAGCGGUGGUGGCGGUGGUGGCGGUGGUGGUGGUGCUGCGAAACAAAAUGAUACCGUGUCGGUGGUAUCGAAGCAGAAGGAUCUCGAGGACCUUGAUGUCACGGAUCGUGAGGUCAGACCUGAGGAUAGUGUGAGUCAGUUCUCGGUGGGGAGUAAGGGUAGUCGUAGGAGUAAGAGGAGUGGGACUAGUCGGAGGUAA
Exophiala dermatitidis NIH/UT8656 is the source of this 2415-nucleotide messenger RNA. RefSeq lists its product as uncharacterized. Lineage: Eukaryota; Fungi; Ascomycota; Eurotiomycetes; Chaetothyriales; Herpotrichiellaceae. The transcript has a single exon. The record is from RefSeq and is a predicted model, not a curated record. Bases 1 to 2415 code for a protein of 804 amino acids.